Mytilinidion resinicola is the source of this 410-nucleotide messenger RNA. RefSeq lists its product as uncharacterized. The coding region runs from base 151 to 342 and encodes 63 amino acids. The record is from RefSeq and is a predicted model, not a curated record. NCBI's taxonomy places the organism in Eukaryota, Fungi, Ascomycota, Dothideomycetes, Mytilinidiales, Mytilinidiaceae. The transcript has a single exon.
CAUAGCCUCGUAUUUUCUUCCAAAGCUAAACAUGCCAUCAACGAGGUCUUAUGGAACAGCCGGCGCAAACAAUGAGAAGAUAGGUGGAGUACCUGUGCCUCACUACUUCGAUUUUCAGUCUGGCGGGCGUGGUCAGGUGAUAAGACUCCUAUGGGAGGCAAGUUAGCAGCGGCAGACCUGAAAUAUGAAGAGACAAGUAUCCUAUCUACGAACUCAGACUUCCUACAGGAUGCCGAGAUCGCCUACAAGGACAUCCGCUACAGCUUUGAAGAGUAUCCAAAAUACAAAGCCACCAAAAUUUCUAGCUCAACCCAACGACGAAUCUCCCGGUCAUUGAGUUGAAUAGUAGGAUUUGACGCAGAGUUACGCCAUCCUCAGGCAUUUCGCGCGCCAAUUGGGCAAAUACGAUG